AUGAAGUUGAACGUCUCCUACCCGGCAACGGGAUGUCAGAAGUUGUUCGAAGUUGUGGAUGAGCAUAAGCUCCGCAUCUUCUAUGAGAAGCGCAUGGGCGCGGAGGUGGAGGCCGACCAGCUAGGCGAUGAAUGGAAGGGCUACAUCCUCCGCAUUGCCGGUGGUAACGACAAACAAGGCUUCCCGAUGAAACAGGGUGUCCUUACCAACAGUCGUGUACGUUUGCUGAUGUCAAAGGGUCAUUCUUGCUACAGACCUCGUCGUGAUGGUGAGAGGAAACGCAAGUCUGUCCGUGGAUGUAUCGUGGAUGCUAAUCUUUCCGUUUUAGCCCUUGUCAUUGUCCGUAAAGGAGAACAGGAAAUCCCUGGACUCACCGACGGUAAUGUACCCCGUCGCCUCGGACCCAAACGUGCUUCCAAGAUCAGGAAGCUGUUCAACUUGAGCAAGCAGGAUGAUGUGCGACGAUAUGUGGUCAAACGUCUCCUGCCAGCCAAGGAAGGCAAGGAGAACGCUAAACCCAGAUAUAAGGCCCCUAAAAUCCAAAGGUUAGUAACUCCAGUUGUACUCCAACGCAGACGUCACCGAUUGGCCCUUAAGAAGAAGCGUCUCGCUAAACGCAAGGCCUCCGAGGCAGAGUAUGCCAAACUACUUGCACAGAGGAAGAAGGAAUCUAAGGUGCGUCGCCAAGAGGAAAUCAAACGCAGGCGCUCAGCAUCUAUCCGCGACUCUAAGAGCUCAAGCACGAGCGCCCCACAAAAGUGA
This is a messenger RNA of Danaus chrysippus (African queen), 762 nucleotides long. Lineage: Eukaryota; Metazoa; Arthropoda; Insecta; Lepidoptera; Nymphalidae. The record is from the annotation of a GenBank genome assembly.